Messenger RNA from Haliotis rufescens (red abalone), 3931 nucleotides. Its product is annotated as four-jointed box protein 1-like. NCBI's taxonomy places the organism in Eukaryota, Metazoa, Mollusca, Gastropoda, Lepetellida, Haliotidae. The record is from RefSeq and is a predicted model, not a curated record. Gene Ontology annotation, biological process: cell-cell signaling. The transcript is spliced from 3 exons. The coding region runs from base 974 to 2494 and encodes 506 amino acids.
GUUUUGUGAGCAUGCGCACGGCGCGCCCUCUAGCGACACGGCCGAAGCAUACACGGCGGUAUAUGUGUCAAUGUGAGGACACAGACUAACGACGGCACAUGUUCGCGGACUCGGAUAUAUGUUUACUUGAAUUACAAAGGACAGGAUGCUGAUAGAAUUCUGUCUUGAACUUCCGGGUCAAUGGUAGCUUGACCCCUGACCUGUGCACGUGGGAUCCAGAUAACGGAUUGGAAGAAGAUGAUGGGAGUAUAUAUGGAGUAAGGAAUGUUGCAAGUCAGUGAGUGAACAGACGCUGAUCAGGUGAAUCGCGACAUCUACCUGGAGCAGACGACAGUGAGAGUCCACCACACCGGUCAGCGUGUUGUGUAGUGGACAGUGUGUUGGAGUAUCGGGAUGUUGUGAUCACGGCUUGGGUGUGAGUUGCGACUUCGCUGAGUGAACAGAUCUCCUGCUGACAAGCCCAGCGAUAACAAUACAGCAAAUUAGUUCAAACUGUCGAACGUGGAUAAGGAUGUGAUAAACUGUCAACCUUUGUCACUGAGUGGACCAAAUCAGACCUGGACACUGAUAUAAACCAUCCCGCCUAGAUGCCUUCAUACAUCAGUGUUGUACUUUGAGACGCACGUGAACAGUCGAGCAGACGACACUUCAACUGUCAAAGAUAACAGUGAGUUUAUUGAGUAUUUAUAUCAAUUUGUCAGUGAAUUUACCCCACACAAGAUCACGCGCUGAUACAGAACAGGGAAGCAGACGACAGUUGAUUUCCGCAACAGACGAGAUUGGAAUAGCCUGACAACGUCCUUCGUUAUGAUGGAGUCUCAGUGACAGUUACGUGAUGGAGUGUGCUUGUACCGGACAAAAUUCCUAAAAUCGUAUUCGAGUGAAAGAGGAGUGUUUCGCAUCCUUGUGAUCUGAACUAACUGUCAUUUGCGGAAUCUCGAGUUCCGCUCUCUACUUUGUGGUUUAGUGGAUAAUGAGGUUUGUGGUCAUCGUCAUGACAGGAAUCGGAUUCACCUUCGGCGUCAUCAUCGGCCUUUUCGUCCAGCUCCCGGUGGACACUCUACCUGCCGACAACAACUUCGUCGGUUCAAAUGGUAUCCUUCGACACCGGAGAAGCCUCCAUGGACUCGAAUCACCCCAAGGCCAAUAUACCGUGUCCAGUGAUACCAACGCAGACAAUGAGAGGACUUUAUCGAAACCAAUUCCCAUCCGUUCGCCUGAUCAGGAAAUCGGACUGGGUAGCUUUGUGCACAAUGCAAAUAAUAUUGGAAGAAAAGACUCAGUUUUCUUUGAUGUGAAUGGAAAGCAACCAAGCAGAAAUUCGGAUCAGGUGCAAUCGAACUUCGGGCAAAGUAAACAGGAUAGCAAUUCAUUACAUUCCGAGGGGGGAAGAUCGCCUCGUGGAAGGGUGGAUACGGACGCUUCCUUAGCCAAGAGUCAGGGGUCUGUGUCGCUAAGAGUGAAGGUCAAGUCGAAUUCAAAAGUUGCAGCAGCUUCUGAGGACAAUUCAAAAGCUAAGACCACGGGUGGGAGUGAUCAAGUGCUAGGUUCAGCCCCGAUGACAUCAGGCAUUCACUGGGCGCGAGAUCUAGAGAGUCAGUGUCCAAAGGGAUUUACCAAGACUGAUACUGAUGCAUGGCGGAUUAAGUCGACAUCGGCUGCCAUUGUCAAAAUGGAGGAGGGUUGCGGACGUAUGCAGAACCGCCUAGUGACGUUUGAUGACGCUUCUAAAGCGUGUGUGAGAUACAGACUCAACACUGACCAGAUACAAGGAGAGAUAUACUCCUACUACCUUGCCAAGCUUCUAAAUAUGACCAACUUGCCCCCAUCCUCCCUCCACAGAGUGGACAGAGUGAGUGACCAGUGGAAGGCCGUCCAUCUGGACAUUUCCGACUCUCAGUGGGCCGACGGCAAGGUGGUCAUCCUCACCGAAUGGGUUGACAAUCUAAACCCCGCUUACAUUCCCGAAUCCCUCAAAGAGAAUUCCAGGAAAGUUCAUCCCACUGAUGAUAUGUGGAGAGGUAAACCCAUCAGCCAUGUGUGUGAUUUAAUGCAGUGGUCAGAUUUGAUUGUGUUUGACUAUCUGACCGCUAAUCUUGACCGUAUGGUCAACAAUAUGUUCAAUCGCCAGUGGAAUGAGCAGAUGAUGAACAAUCCCGCUCACAACCUGGAAAGGGCUCCGUCCGGAAACCUUCUCUUCCUGGACAACGAGUCCGGACUUUUCCAUGGAUACCGUUUACUGGACAAAUACACGGGGUACCACUCCGCACUGUUGAAAUCUUUAUGUGUGUAUAAACAAAGUACUGCGGAGGCGGUGAAAAAGUUAUAUAAAAAUGACAAUAUAGGACAGGAGCUCCAUAGACUCUUCUCAGAAGAGGAGACAUUGCAUUCGUCCUUACCGUAUAUCCCACAGAAAAAUAUCAAAAUAUUGAAAGAACGUUUAAAAGACGUUUACAACCAAAUUAGUCAAUGCGAGCUGCAAUAUGGCAGCUAACCAUUGUGAUAAUUAUGUUUAGCCUCUCAUACACGACUGGGGGUACACAAAAUACGAAUCCCUGUUAGUUUGCUAAAAUACUGAUAGUAUUAACACUAUAAGGGACUAAAGUAUGCCAGUAUUAACCUUCUUUGCGUGUUGGAAAACAGUUCUAUCCUCUUAAAAUGAAAGUGCAACUUAAGUGAAGUACGUGCUAUAUAGUUUAAGUGCUAUAGUAGCCCCAGUCGUGUGUGGGGGUCAAUGUUAUGAUGACGACCCUACUGUCAGCCGGGGGUGAGGCGACAGGGUGAGGCAAGGUAGGAAGUUUAAACCUGGAGGUGAGGCGAACACAAUUGAUAAACAUGACUGAAAAAAUGUUUUACAAAAAUUGGACAAUAUUUCGUAUUCUCAUUGUUUUGUGUAUAAAUCAACGCUUCGAUACGAAACAACAUCACAAAUGUAUGUAUAUAUCAAGCAUUUUAUUAUUGACUGAAAUUUCAAAUAUUUAAUCGGGUAAGAGAUAUCUAGCAUUCUAGAGAUACGGUAUCUCUAGCGUGUAUCAGCGAGAUACUAGAUAUAGGUGAUUCAUAUAGCCGUCCCUUGUGGCUAUCAGCAUGUUUUGUCUCAUCUUCAGGUUAUAAGCUAGACGGUAACGGGGAUACAAGGCCUGUUGUGAUGAUAACAAGUGAUAUCAAAUUUUAGCAGAGUGCAGUGAUAUCCCAGUUACAGUCCUACUGUAACUGCAACAUGUUUAACUAAAUACUCACUCGCCAGAGGCUCCAAGGUCGUUUUAACGACUAAAAUAUGUUCCGAAGUCUGUUUAGUCAUAUUAAAAACCUAUUAACCUUUUUUUCUGACUUGAAGUCAUAUUGUAUAUUAAUAACUUUCAUUUAAACAACUCUAAUUAUGUUUAAUAAUCUUCGGAUUUUCACAGAUAAGAUAUAUACGAAUAGUGAUUAUAUUUCAAAUUCAAGUCAUGUAAAUUUAAUGUUUCCAAAUUUAGUACCCAAAAUUUCAAUGUUAAUUUCAUCACCUUAUUUUGCUUUUUGAAUAUACGCUAACAUUGAAAAAUAAUGUAUUUCAUUUGACUUGAUUGUAUAUCAUCGAUGUCAUGUUGAAUCGUCACUAAUUAAUACAAUUCUAAUUGCAUGCUAAUUACGAAUGGUCUCUAAUUAGCCUUGUCUGGUCUCCUGUGCAGCAUUAGCGCGCCACACCUGCUUGUUGUAUGGGUCGUGAUCCUUAAGUCUGUGAUUGUACAAAUACGGGAAUUGCAUUCCAAAUGUCUCUUUCAUUCCAGUCAUUGUAUAUAGCAUGUCAUAAUGUCUCCAAGAGAAUUGUAUAUAUGUAUAUCUUCAUGGGUACUACGUACUUGAUGACAAUCAGAUUUAUGUGAAGAAAAUUCCUUCACGCCUCCUGCAAAUGAUGAAAGUCAUAAAAUAAAUUAUUUUUAAAUAUUUA